AUGUCGGUGUACGACGCAACACCUGCGUCUGCCAACCCAAACCCGGACUUCUCGGACCGAGCACAUCAAGUACCGCCGAUCGGAUCCGGCCUUACCUUUGCCAGUAAGCGCGUCUCAGCCCCGGCUGGACAGCCACUCUACCCCUCACGGAGGACCGCCAUGGCACGGGCUGUCGGCCCCGAGUGUGGCUGCAAGAAUCUGUCCGUCGAGGGUCGUCCUAAGCUGCAGGCUGCAGGCUGUGAGGCUGUCUCUGGCGUCGGCACUGUGCAGGCUCCCUCUCACUUUUUUUUUUGGACAUCCAUCGCCCACCCCAAGGUUGUGCGGGGCCCGGCCUGGUACAACUGA
Molecule: messenger RNA, 345 nt
Organism: Gaeumannomyces tritici R3-111a-1
Lineage: Eukaryota; Fungi; Ascomycota; Sordariomycetes; Magnaporthales; Magnaporthaceae
Exons: 3
Coding region: 1-345 (114 amino acids)
Source: RefSeq, a predicted model, not a curated record